This is a messenger RNA of Kickxella alabastrina, 393 nucleotides long. RefSeq lists its product as uncharacterized. The transcript has a single exon. Gene Ontology annotation, biological process: protein secretion. NCBI's taxonomy places the organism in Eukaryota, Fungi, Kickxellomycota, Kickxellomycetes, Kickxellales, Kickxellaceae. The annotation marks the transcript as partial. The record is from RefSeq and is a predicted model, not a curated record.
GGCGGCUCGGCGCCAGUUCCGGGCCCGCCCGAGAUGGAGCGGCUCCACGCGGCGCUGCGCGACGCCAGCUCGGAGCUGGUGCCGGUGCGCGCGCACGGCAUCAUCGAGCUGCGCAACAUGGUGCUGGCCAGAUCGCCGGUGAUCCGCGGCGAUCAGCUGGACGCCACGGUCGGCGUCUUCGUCGACGCUGUGCGUGCGGCCGACAGCUACGUGCACCUCAACGCCGUGCGCGGGCUGGCGGCGCUGGCGGACGCGCACGCCGCGCAGUUCAUCCCGCGGCUGGUCGACAUGUACGCGGCGGAGCCCUCGGCUGCUGGGUUAGACGAGACGCUGCGUGUUGGCGAGGCGCUGGUGCAGACCGUGCAGCGCGCUGGCCAGACCAUCCCGCAGUAC